AUGGGUGAAAGAAAACUUCUAGGCCCUGAAAUGGUACAAGCGACAGUGGACAAGGUCAAUAUUAUACGGGCUAGGUUGAAAGCAGCACAAGAUAGGCAAAAGAGCUAUGCGGACAUGCGUAGAAAGGAUCUCGAUUUUGAGAUUGAUCCAUCACAUGUGUUAGAGACAUCAGAGAUUGAGUUGAGGGAUGACUUGUCUUAUGAGGAGCAGUCAGUGCAAAUUUUAGGAAGGGAAGAGAAAAGGCUUCACAACAAGACUAUAUCUUUGGUGAAGGUUCUUUGGAGAAAUCACCUUGUCGAGGAGGCGACUUGGGAGCGAGAUGAUCAAAUGCGGAGAUAG
Ziziphus jujuba (common jujube) is the source of this 339-nucleotide messenger RNA. RefSeq lists its product as uncharacterized. The transcript is spliced from 2 exons. The coding region runs from base 1 to 339 and encodes 112 amino acids. The record is from RefSeq and is a predicted model, not a curated record. Lineage: Eukaryota; Viridiplantae; Streptophyta; Magnoliopsida; Rosales; Rhamnaceae.